AUGGCUGGUGGAAAUUGUACUCUGGUGGAUGAGUUCAUUCUUUUGGGAUUCACAGAUCACCUGGUGAUAAAGACCACUCUGUUUGUGUUAUUUCUACUGAUCUACAUUAUCACCAUAGUGGGGAACAUUAGUAUCAUUUUGGUAGUGAAGACUGAUUCUCACCUUCAAACUCCCAUGUAUUACUUCCUCAGCAAUUUGUCUUUCUUGGAUGUCUGCUACUCCUCAGUUGUCACCCCCAAGAUGCUAGUGGAUUUCUUUGCGCACAAGAAAACCAUCUCAUUUACUGGGUGUGUUUUACAACUCUAUUUUUAUGCUGCUUUAGCAACUACAGAAUGCUACCUUCUGGCUGUAAUGGCUUAUGACAGGUACAUGGCAAUCUGCAGUCCUUUGCUGUAUACAGUCAUCAUGUCCCAGAGAGUUUGUAUCCCAUUAGUAGUAUUGUCAUAUGUUGCUGGAUUUCUCAAUGCAACAAUACAGACUGGAGUUGCUUUGAGAAUACCCUGCUGUAGCUCCAAUAUCAUCAACCAUUUCUUCUGUGAUGGACCCCCACUGAACAAACUUUCUUGCUCUAAUGACAUCCUCAAGGAAAUUCUGCUUGCUAUUUUAAUUGGAUUUAAUGAAAUCACAACAACAUCAGUAGUGAUCAUCUCUUAUUGCUGCAUCUUGUUUACCAUACUUAGGAUGCGUUCAGUGGAAGGCAUGUGCAAAGCUUUCUCCACUUGUACUUCCCACCUGAUUGCUGUCACCAUUUUCUAUGGGACCCUCCUCUUUAUGUACCUACGGCCAAGCUCCAGCUACUCUCUGGACCAAGACAAGGUCGUGUCUCUCUUUUACAGUGUGGUGAUCCCUGUACUUAACCCAUUGAUAUAUAGCUUAAGAAAUAAGGAAGUCAAAGAUGCUUUAUUUACACUCGGAAGGAAAAGG
This is a messenger RNA of Euleptes europaea (tarantolino), 924 nucleotides long. Its product is annotated as olfactory receptor 1020-like. The annotation marks the transcript as partial. The record is from RefSeq and is a predicted model, not a curated record. The transcript is spliced from 2 exons. NCBI's taxonomy places the organism in Eukaryota, Metazoa, Chordata, Lepidosauria, Squamata, Sphaerodactylidae. Gene Ontology annotation, molecular function: odorant binding; G protein-coupled receptor activity; olfactory receptor activity. Gene Ontology annotation, biological process: sensory perception of smell; G protein-coupled receptor signaling pathway. Gene Ontology annotation, cellular component: membrane.